This is a messenger RNA of Schistosoma spindalis, 1213 nucleotides long. Lineage: Eukaryota; Metazoa; Platyhelminthes; Trematoda; Strigeidida; Schistosomatidae. The record is from the annotation of a GenBank genome assembly.
CUAGAAUUGAGAUCGUGAGUGGAGGUUGCGGAGCUUUUGAAUGGCAGCGCUAUUGCACUAGCAAAUGUGGUUAUUGGGUUUAACAUAAACCUAACAUGUCAGACCCAGGUCAUAGCAUCGAUGUGAUUUUCGGGGGUCAAAAGUAUUUGGUCCCUUUACCAUUGACUAGCGAUGCAACAUUACUGGACUUAAUGAAGUCAAUAGACUCUAUUUUACACAUUCCAUUUGAUAAACAAAGAAUAAUAUACAAAGGAAGAUCUCUUACAGAUCCUGAUGCACUAAUUUCUUCCUCCGGUCUCACUCCUGGGUCUAGAGUUAUGAUUCUUGGUUCAGUUGAUAAACUUAAUCCAGAUGAAGCCGUAAAACUUGUCAAGGCGAAAGACACAUCCGAUGCAGUCGAUUUACAACUAAAAGACCUCUCAAACAAGCUAGAUACUAUUGUAAGUUCAACUAAAAAGAUUUACAAGUCACGUUUAUUUGAUCCUGAGUGGUUUAUAAAAGCAUUGUGUUCACCCCCUAAAUUCAUUUUCUAGAAUGCAAUAGUUUGCUAACUACGAGCAAAAUAUUAGUCGGUUAACUAUUAUUAUUUCUAUGUUUGAAAAUAAUUUCGGUGUUUGUAUGCCACUUACGUGUUAUAUACCACAGUUCAUCGCGAUUUUAUCUUCUCACCCGGUUGCACUGAUAGGCGAUCGGUACUACUUUCAGCUCUUAAUUAUCAUUGGGAUAUGUUUGCUUGUACUCACAGAAUAAACCAUUAUCAUUUUCUAGGGAUUAUGUCAGCAACAUGUCAACCCUAAUUAUUAGAACAAAUUGAGGGGGGAAGAGUCUAAGUAUUUAUAAAAUGGAAUUGUUGGUUUAUUUAAAAGCUGAACAAUUCUACUAGUUAUCUCAAAGUGAUUCUGACAGUUUAGAGGUAACUGCACACGUAAAGUCUACAAUUGACAUCAUGGAGCAGUGCAUGCGUACUCUUGAGCUUCUGGACUCUGUUCGGUUGCCAUACAAUUGCGAAAGUGAACGCACUUGUCGUAAGAGGCUAGUAGACACAAUACAAGAGUUUCUUGUACAGGCGGACAAGUUGAGAGCUGAAUUUUUAAAGCUCAUCACAACACAACACUGAUAUUUUCUGUGUUAACACUUCUGUAACAUGGUGUUUACUACAGUACUACUUUUGUCAGUAAUUUAAAAUGUAACAUUACAGUUUGUUAUACCUGUA